This is a messenger RNA of Emericellopsis cladophorae, 1986 nucleotides long. RefSeq lists its product as uncharacterized. The record is from RefSeq and is a predicted model, not a curated record. Lineage: Eukaryota; Fungi; Ascomycota; Sordariomycetes; Hypocreales; Bionectriaceae. Bases 1 to 1986 code for a protein of 661 amino acids. The transcript is spliced from 2 exons.
AUGGGUGGCACCCACCACGAGGCUUUCACCUCUCUGUGCCCUGUGGACUGGGCCGACGUACCCAAGGACAAUCUCAAGCCUUACCUGAACUCCGUGUUCGCCGAAGCUAGCACCGUUGUCGAAUCCAUUCCCUCCCCGACCUCGAAGGCGAGCAGCAGCUCUGGCAGCUCCAAGAAGGGACGCGCACGCUCCAAGACCGACUCAGCCGUCCUCGAAAACGGUGCGACCCUGCCUGUAGCCACCAGCGGACCAGGCUUCCGCCCCGAUCCUGCUACAGUCGAGCAAGCGCUCAAGUUGAAGGACGAGUGGAAGGAUGUCAAGGUCAAUCCACGCGAGAAUCCCUUGGGGAUUCAGGUGUACAAGCUCAGUGCCAAGGAUGGAAAGGGUGCAUGGUUCGCGCGGAGAAGCGUGCACGAGGGGUUGACCUUUGACCAGUGGGUGGCAGGGAUGCAGCGAGAGUUCCUAGAGUCAAUGAAGGUGGACGAGGGCCAUGGCAGUGGUGCCAUCAGAGGUCUGGGCGCAGAUCAACGAGUCGAGAACCACGAGAUCGACGGCGACACACAAAUGCAAGUUUUCCAAUUGUCGGCACAAUUCCCCGGGCCUACAUCGCCUAGAGACUUCAUCACAUUGCUUCUCACAACCACCUUCCCCCACACGGCAUCCGAGCAAGGCCAACCACUGAGACAAUUCAUGGUGGUUUCGAAACCCGUCACUCAUCCCGAGUGCGCACCACGUUCCGGAGUGAUUCGAGGUCACUAUGAGUCGGUGGAAAUCAUUAGAGAGGUUCAGGUCGAGACACCCCUUGCUGCGCGGUCUCAGUCUGCCCUAGACCUCCCGAGCGGCCGGAAUGCAUCGCCAAACACCAAGGCUCACUCGCUGAACUCAGAGGAGGGCGGCGCUGCUCCUGUAGCUAUCGAAUGGCUGAUGGUUACGCGAAGCGACCCCGGCGGCUCUGUCCCACGAUUUAUGAUUGAGAAGGGGACGCCGCCAGGUAUCGUCAACGACGCGAAGAAAUUCCUUGACUGGGUCACCCGAGAGUCCCUGGGAAGCCGAGUGAUCGAAACGAGCGAGUCGGCAGAGCAAGAGAAGGUUUCUGCUCCCAGUACGGCAGCGACAGCAAAUAUUCAAAACCCUGCUGCGCAGCCCCCUGCCAGGCUUCCCGCCGGCAGCACGCAAACAACUUUAGGUGGCGGUGAGGAGAACGGGGACCCAACGUAUGGGCACGGUCUCUACAGUAUGAUAACCGGCGCUUUCGGUGUCGCGUCCAACGUCGUGUCGGGGAGUCUCAAGGCUUGGAAUGGUACCGAUAACAGCGAGAAGGAGCCGGAACGUCUAGUCGAAUCGGACGACGUUGAAGAAAAAUCAUCCCUGGAUGAUGAUGCGUCGUCCAUUGUCAGCUUUUCCUCAGCUCUGGAGAAGAGGUCGACUAAUCAGGAGAACAAUGUAGCCAGGGAUACCGAGAGCCUCAACCCAUCCGAGGAUAGAUCAUCGAGUACACUGCCGCAGCAGAAGGAGCUCCGUCGUCUUGAUGAGCGUAGGCGCAAAUUAGAUGAGAAGGCCAACAAGAUGACUGAGCGGGUCGAAAGCCGGCGGACUGGCGACAAAGAGAAGGACGCGGCAGCCCUGGCCAAAAUUCGAGAGAAGCAUGAGAAGGAAGUAGCCAAGCAGGAAGCCAAGUACCAGCGAGAGCUACGAAAGAUUGAAGAGAAGCGGGAGCAGGAGGAGCGCAAGGCCGAGGAGCGCAGGCGCAAAGCUAUGGAGAAGGAAGAGCGCUCGAAUAUCAGCCUUGAGCUGGAAAGAGUCAAGGCCGAAAGGGAUAUUGCGUUGAAGCAGAUUGAGAUCCUCACCGCGCAGGUCGGCGAACUGCAAAGGCAGAAUACGGCGCUGGUAGCCCAAAGAAGCAGGGCGUCGACUCUGAACAGGAGCGAUUCAGCCCCUAUUUCAUCGGGUACCGUGGGACGGGCCAACACGCCACCCGCGGUUUAA